UGAAUCAUAGGGCAGGCUGGCGUUCUGCGGUUGAACAUUGAACCCGAAUACAUUCCCGAGCCGCCAGCUAGAUGGAUGACACGGGGACCCAAGACAACUCGGUUCAGUAAGAGCAGGGUUGCUUGAUGCUCAUUUUCCUCGUUUCAUCCGAGUAUUUUGUACACAUAUGAUGGAACGGGCGAUGGAGCAAUUAAAUGUACAGCUGAAUCGGCUGACGCGUUCUCUGCGCCGUGCCAGGACCGUGGAACUCCCGGAAGACAAUGAGACAGCAGUAUACACUCUCAUGCCCAUGGUGAUGGCUGACCAGCACAGAUCAGUAUCUGAACUACUCUUGAAUUCCAAGUUUGAUGUCAACUAUGCCUUUGGUCGGGUGAAGAGAAGUCUCCUUCAUAUAGCUGCCAACUGCGGAUCUGUGGAGUGUCUGGUGCUGCUGCUGAAGAGAGGUGCCAAUCCAAACUAUCAGGACAUAUCUGGCUGCACCCCCCUCCAUCUGGCUGCCAGGAAUGGGCAGAAGAAGUGUAUGGGAAGGCUGCUGGAGUACAACGCAGAUGUCAACAUCUGCAACAACGAGGGACUGACAGCUAUCCAUUGGCUGGCGGUGAACGGCCGCACUGAGUUACUGCACGACCUGGUGCAGCACGUCACCAAUGUGGACGUGGAGGACGCCAUGGGCCAGACCGCCCUGCACGUGGCCUGUCAGAACGGACACAAGACCACGGUGCUUUGCCUGCUGGACAGUGGUGCGGACAUCAACAGGCCCAACGUCUCUGGAGCCACGCCCCUCUACUUUGCCUGCAGUCACGGCCAGAGGGACACUGCCCAGAUUCUGCUCUCCAGAGGGGCCAAGUAUAUAGCAGACAAGAAUGGGGUCACGCCUCUGGACCUGUGUGUGCAGGGUGGCUAUGGAGAGACCUGUGAGAUCCUCAUCCAGCACCACGGCAGGCUCUUCCAGACCCUCAUCCAGAUGACUCAGAACGAGGAGCUCAAAGAGAGCAUGCUCAGGCAGGUUCUGGAACACGUCUCACAGCAGAGUGACUCUCACUAUCAGCGCAUUCUGACCAGUCUGGCUGAGGUGGCCACCACCAAUGGACACAAGCUUCUCAGCUUGUCCAGUAGCUACGAGGCUCAGAUGAAGAGCCUUCUUCGGAUCGUCCGCAUCUUCUGUCACGUGUUCCGCCUCGGCCCGUCCUCGCCCAACAACGGCAACGACAUGGGCUACAACGGCAACAAGACGCCCCGCAGCCAGGUCUUCAAGGUCAGCAGGCACCAGAGCGUUCAAAUGUGGAGGGCGGACGCCAUCAGACCCCUGGAGUUGCUGUGGCAUUCUCUGGAUGAGUGGCUAGUGCUCAUCUCCACGGAGCUGGAGCGAACGCAGCGCGACCCUUCGUCUUCCUCCUCCAGCGCGUCCGGCAGCGACAUCGCCUCCCUCCUGAGGAAGCAGCACGAGGUCGAGCCUCGGCCCUCCUCCCCCUCCUCCUCCUCCUCCCCCUCCCCCUCCCCCGCUUUAUCCCCGCCGCCCUCCGUCGCCGCGGAAACGGACGAAUCGCCCCCCGCGCUGACCUCCCUCCGCCCGCCGCUGGACGCCGAGUCGUUGGGAGGGAAGCCGUGCGCGGACAUGUGCGCCGACGGACAGGACGUGAUCGCCAUGACGGCCAACCGCCUCAGCGCCGUCAUCCAGGCCUUCUACAUGUGCUGCUCCUGUCAGAUGCCCCAAGGGAUGACCUCGCCACGCUUCAUAGAGUUUGUGUGUCUACACGAUGAGGUUUUGAAGUGUUUUGUAACCAGGAAUCCCAAGAUCAUUUUUAACCAUUUCCACUUCCUGUUAGAGUGUCCAGAGCUCAUGUCCCGCUUCAUGCACAUCAUCAAAGGCCAGCCCUUUAAGGACCGCUGUGAGUGGUUCUACGAGCACCUGCUGGCUGGGCAGCCGGACUCGGACAUGGUGCACCGGCCCGUCAACGAGAACGACAUCCUGACCAUUCACAGAGAGUCCAUCUUCCGCAGCAGUUGUGAGGUGGUGUUUAAAUCCAACAACGAGAAGCUGAAGCAGGGCAUCGCCGUGCGUUUCCAUGGCGAGGAGGGAAUGGGCCAGGGCGUGGUGCGGGAGUGGUUUGACAUUCUGUCCAAUGAGAUCAUCAAUCCAGACUAUGCCCUCUUCACUCAGUCUGCAGAUGGGACAACGUUUCAGCCCAACAGCAACUCCUCUGUGAAUCCAGACCAUCUCAACUACUUCCGUUUCGCUGGUCAAAUUUUGGGUCUGGCUCUCUACCACCGUCAGCUUGUCAACAUCUACUUUACCCGUUCCUUCUACAAGCACAUACUAGGCAUCCCAGUGAACUACCAGGACGUGUCCUCCAUCGACCCGGAGUAUGGCAAGAACCUCCAGUGGAUCCUGGACAACGACAUCAGUGACCUGGGCCUGGAGCUGACCUUCUCCGUGGAGACGGACGUGUUCGGGGCCAUGGAGGAGGUGCCCCUCAAACCGGGCGGCACCUCCAUCCAGGUCACCCAGGACAACAAGGCGGAGUAUGUCCAGCUGGUGACGGAGCUGAGGAUGACCCGAGCCAUCCAGCCCCAGAUCAACGCUUUCCUGCAGGGUUUCCACACCUUUAUCCCCCCCUCCCUCGUCCAGCUGUUUGACGAGUAUGAACUGGAGCUGCUUCUCUCCGGGAUGCCAGAGAUCGAUGUAAUGGACUGGACUAGGAACACAGAGUACACCAGUGGCUAUGACCUGCAAGAGCCUGUUAUCCAGUGGUUUUGGGAGUUGGUGGAGAACUUCACCCAGGAGGAGAGAGUGCUCCUGCUGCAGUUUGUGACGGGCAGCUCCAGGGUUCCCCAUGGUGGGUUUGCAUUUCUCAUGGGAGGAAGUGGUUUACAGAAGUUCACCAUCGCUGCUGUGCCCUUCACCCAGAAUCUCCUGCCUACCUCUAGCACCUGCAUCAACAUGCUGAAACUUCCGGAAUACCCCAGCAAGGAAGUGCUGCGCGACCGGCUGCUCGUGGCCCUGCACUGCGGCAGCUACGGCUACACCAUGGCAUAAGGACGGGCCUGACGACCGCCGCCGCCGCCGUGUGUGCGCGUGUGCGUGCGUGCGUGUCUGAGUGAGUGUCUGUGCGGCACACAGACAAUAUAUUGUUUGUGAAUGUAUGUGUAUGUCUGCUUGUAUUCAAGGGAGUGAAAUCAGUUCUUAGAGAGUGUGUGUGUGUGUGUGAGAGAGAGAAAGGUGUGUGUGUGUGUGUGAGAGAGAGAAAGAGAGCGAGAGCAAGAGAGAGCGUAUACACACUCCAUCACAGGGAUAUUUCCUCUGAUCUCUCCAGAGCCCCAUGUAUGGCAUUGUCUCAGGUUGUGUGUGUGUGUGUGUGUGUGUGUGUGUGUGUGUGUGUGUGUGUGUGUGUGUGUGUGUGUGUGUGUGUGUGUGUGUGUGUGUGUGUGUGUGUGUGUGUGUGUGUGUGUGUGUGUGUGUGUGUGUGUGUGUGUGUGUGUGUGUGUGUGUGUGUGUGUGUGUGUGUGUGUGUGUGUGUGUGUGUGAAACAGUAUCAUAGGCUGCCUAAGAGUAAUGCAGACAGAAGAGUCUAUUGGUCAAUCGACCAGCACUGCCGCACGGAUACAUUAUGAUCACAGGACACCAUCUGCUUGUGUUACAUCUGUAUGGUGUGUGUUUGUGUAUGAAUGAGAGUGAGGGAAGGAUAGGAAGUGUGUGUGUGUGUCUGUGUGUGUGCGCGUGUGUGUGUGCAGGGAGAAAGUCAGUAUUUAGACCUCUCUCAGCCACCUUGUCAAGCUGCUAAAUUCAAGUGACAUUAGUUUUAAGUUUCUUCAAAUUGUUAGUGGAGAUCCCUGACAAUAGUGUCUGACGGAGGAGAGCAUGGGUCAGAUUUUAGUCCAAGCUGAGCUCCCAAACGAGGUAGCAUCGGCUGUGUGUGUGUGUGUGUGUGUGUGUGUGUGUGUGUGUGUGUGUGUGUUUGUGUGUGCGUGCGGGACUGCAGUGGUUGUGCGUGUGUGUGUGUGUAUGUGUGUGUGCAUGCAGGAUCACAGUGGUUGUGCGUGUGUAUGUGUAUGUGUAUGUGUAUGUGUGGUUGUGCGCGUGUGUGUGUGUGUGUGUGGAAUGUGACAUAAUCAUCCUUUGGCUGGGUGGUGCGGUGGGUGCUGUGUGCUCUGCAGGGUGAGCUGCCAGUCUCCGCGGAGGGCCUGAUCUUGAUUAACGGUUCCGAGUCUCUGGCUGUGUCGACUCAUCAAUCUGCUUCAGUUUCUCAGACAAUUAUAUAUUUUUUAGCCGUCAUAGCAUACCUCGCUCCCCCAGAGAGGCUCAUCGUGUAAUCUUCUUAUUUAAUUCUGUAAAAGUCUUUGUCUUUUAUCAUGGUAUGGGUAUGAAAAAGAAAAAAAAGGUUACUUGUAUUUAUGGCUUGAUGGUCAGACGUUGGUCGGCAGUGCCAAAAAAAUCUUUAAUGCCACUCCUCUUGCGAUAUCCUAUGCUGAUGUAUUUUUUUUAAAAGGGAAUUAUACAUAUAUGCUUUGAAUGUAAGGAUUCAUAUCCAUUUUGAUCUUGUUAUGAUAUUUGGAAUGUGUAUAAAGUUAUACAUCUUGUUUGUAUUUUGUAUAAUUUAUCAGUAUUGUUUCAGAUAUUACUGCUGAUUUGCCUUUGUAAACCAGUGCUCAUGUUUAUUGUAUAAGAACCUUUAUAGAUUUUUUUUGUCAAGAGGAUUACUCAAACAUUAAAGAUGUAUUUUAGCAA
Molecule: messenger RNA, 4726 nt
Organism: Sardina pilchardus (European sardine)
Lineage: Eukaryota; Metazoa; Chordata; Actinopteri; Clupeiformes; Clupeidae
Gene: hace1
Product: HECT domain and ankyrin repeat containing E3 ubiquitin protein ligase 1
Exons: 24
Coding region: 167-3037 (956 amino acids)
Biological process (GO): protein polyubiquitination; Golgi organization; membrane fusion
Cellular component (GO): Golgi membrane; cytoplasm; nucleus
Molecular function (GO): ubiquitin protein ligase activity; protein binding
Source: RefSeq, a predicted model, not a curated record